Molecule: messenger RNA, 1325 nt
Organism: Belonocnema kinseyi
Lineage: Eukaryota; Metazoa; Arthropoda; Insecta; Hymenoptera; Cynipidae
Exons: 2
Coding region: 29-589 (186 amino acids)
Source: RefSeq, a predicted model, not a curated record
AAAAAAAUUUUUUUUUACUGUAGCCAAAAUGUGGACCGUAUUUCUAGCUUUUAUGGUUUUCCUCAACACUGUUGAUUUAAGCUCCUCUCGAAACGUUGGAAGCGGCAACAUGAAUAUGCAACCAAAACGUGGUCAACAAGCUCUCUCUCAACCAUUCUCUCAACCUCAAACUCAACCUGGUCAACAAUCUCUCUCUGCAUCAUUCCCUCUAGCUAAAACACCACCUGGUCAGCAACCUCUUUCUCCACCAUUCCCUCUCGCUCAAACUCGACUUGGUCUACAAUCUCCUUCUGCACCAUUCCCUCUAGCUCGAACUCAAUCUGGCCAACAAUCUCUUUCUGAACCAUCCGCUCUAGCUCAACCUCUACGUGAUCAACAAUCUUUCCCGGUUGAUACGUUUAAACCCACAGGUCUUGCUUAUCCGGAGACUUUUCAAAAACAUCGUCGAGAGGUUCCAGGAUAUGGUUUAGUUAGUUUCCGAGGUCUACAACCUUAUUUACCUUAUUAUAAGUAUAAAAAUUUUAACUUUCUGCGAGGUCUACCAUUUCGAAAUUAUGGAAAAUUAUAUUCCAUAUACAAGGGUUACUAAUAGAGUUUGCAAAAACAGCGUCGAGAGACUCAAAAGGCUGAGCAGGCUCAACUCAUUCGAGCUGGACCAUUUCGUCCUCAUUCUCCAACAUCCUACUCUCAUCAGCUCAUACGCUGUUAUCUUACCCAACCCUUUAUUAUGACCCCAAUAACUAUCAUUACCACCAACAACUAAUGUCUACCGAUCAUAGUCCGCAAUGCUAGAACCUCUGGAUCUUGGAUCAUAUUGUAGUGAUAUCUCAAAGUGAUUCAUCCUUGGUCUUAUUUCUGUUCAAACAAAAACUUGUAAUGAAGUAUUGUAUCAUAGAAAAUUCAUAUAAAUUAUCUUGAAAAUGUAAACACUUCUCACUGUUAAUUGAAACUUAGAUAAUUAAAUUUUAUUAUUCAUUCAGUAUCUUCUGUGGAUAGUAUUUUUAUCCUGUAUUUUUCCAGAACAGGCUACUGUUCAGGCUGUAUCAGCUUAUCCGCGUGAGCAUAAUUCGAAAGAUUAUCGAAUUUCAUUCGAUGAUGGAGCCCAGGCUUGAAAAUAUUAAUUUUUGAAAAUUGCGGUAUUCUCCUUGUGACUUUGCUGUUGUGGGCUUCGAAUCUUUUGGAUAGAAAUUUUGUUUACGUUUGUCCACUAGAACCAGCAGAAUUUUCGUCAAUCGUCAUGAUUUGGUCACAUCAAAAACACCCACGUGUUACCAAGAGCAUACACUGAAGGAAUUGAAGAAAUGGAUUGAUUAAUAAUUAUCAAU